AUGUCUCGAUUAAAUAGUGAUGUACAUCCGUUAUUGACAACACACUUAUUAGAUAUACUUCAAAAAAACAAUAUUUACUCGUCAUUACAAUUUAUUAGAAAAAAGCCCUUGUUUUUAUCUAAUAUUACCGGUUUACAAUAUGUUCAAGUUUUAAAAAUACGAGAUCAAAUUUUGGCCAAAUAUUCUUCUUCUUUAAAACGAGGAGACAAAUAUUAUAAAAAUUUAAUAAAUCAUUGCGCUAUCAUAAGUAGCGGAAUAGACAAACUUGAUGGUUUGUUAAACGGUGGUUUUAUCACAGGAAAUAUUUAUGAAUUAUGUGGGUACGAAGGUUGUGGAAAAACACAAAUAUGUAUGACAACUGCUAUAAAAAUUUGCUCCAGGACUCCACACAAAGUGUUAUUUUUUGACACAAAAUAUGAUAUUUCAAUUAAUAGAUUAAACCAAAUAUUAAACUAUGAAAAAAAUUUAAAUAAAAAUAAAGUUUUAGAAAAGAUAGAAAUUUGUCAUUCUACUACACCCUAUAAACUUUUAAAUGAUCUUCAUCAUUUAAAAGUGGCUUUUUCAAAUUCUAAAGAAAAAUACUUAGGUUUUAAAAUAAUUAUUAUAGACUCAAUUUCAUCACUUUUUCAAUUACAUCAAGUUAUUUCAAAAGGAUUAGAAUUUUUAAAUGAUGUUGCAAGCGUAAUAAAAUUUCUAGCUUUCGAAUAUCAACUAGUAAUACUUAUCACUAAUUUUCUUACUUCGUGGAUAAAUAGUAAUAGCUUAUGUGAAAAUGAAAGUGAAAGUGAUGAAAUUUUAAAUAAUAGGAAAAUAGAAAAACCUGCAUUAGGAAAAUUUUGGACUCAUGUACCAAAUACUAGGAUUAUAGUGAAAAAAAAAGAUUGCAGCGAUGAAUGCUUGUUAACUAUUUCAAAAAGUGAUAAUUUGCCGAUUAUAAAAUCUGCAAAAGUAUAUAUAAAAAAUGAUGGUGUGAGUUAG
This is a messenger RNA of Pediculus humanus corporis (human body louse), 978 nucleotides long. RefSeq lists its product as uncharacterized. The transcript is spliced from 2 exons. Gene Ontology annotation, molecular function: single-stranded DNA binding; ATP-dependent DNA damage sensor activity; four-way junction DNA binding. The coding region runs from base 1 to 978 and encodes 325 amino acids. Lineage: Eukaryota; Metazoa; Arthropoda; Insecta; Psocodea; Pediculidae. The record is from RefSeq and is a predicted model, not a curated record. Gene Ontology annotation, biological process: reciprocal meiotic recombination; telomere maintenance; DNA strand invasion. Gene Ontology annotation, cellular component: Rad51B-Rad51C-Rad51D-XRCC2 complex; centrosome; replication fork.